Messenger RNA from Opisthorchis viverrini, 483 nucleotides. RefSeq lists its product as hypothetical. The transcript has 5 exons. NCBI's taxonomy places the organism in Eukaryota, Metazoa, Platyhelminthes, Trematoda, Opisthorchiida, Opisthorchiidae. The coding region runs from base 1 to 483 and encodes 160 amino acids. The record is from RefSeq and is a predicted model, not a curated record.
AUGAGCGCCACUGACUGCGCGAUUGGGCCAUUUCCGCCUAUGUCAUUAACCACUGGUCAUACACUGUCCACCUCCCGGUCAUUCUGCGAGGCAGACGGUCUUCUGAUAUGUGGAGUACACGUCCCAACCAACGCAACCUGUGAAGCACCUGACCAACGCUGCGGAGACACCGAUGGCCAAACACUGACAUCUUUCCACAAGCCAAACCAUGCGGGAGAAUUAGUUAGGUUAUUUAAAAUCGUUUGCAUUUGGGAAGGAUCUGAACCAGUUGAGAGGAUAGUCUUGUCUUUCACCACUGGACGCGGUGAACUCAGACGAGAGCUCCUCGUACACUCGUACGCGCCCACCGGAGUUCGCAUACAGCACAUUGUUUCCAGCUGCUACAGUUUCGAACACCGCAAAACGGGAAAAUGUAAUAUACAACCAAGCCUUGGAGGCAAAGCCAUGUUCAGUUUGUUCGGAAGUCGGGUAGCUACGCAUUGA